AUGUCAACUGUGGUGUCAAGUUCCAAGAGGUCACGGGGACAAGCAGCAGACAGUGUUGACAGACUCAGCAGCCUCCCAGACCCGCUGCUCCAUCUCGUGAUGUCCUUCCUGCCAAUGCCAGAAGUCGUGCGCACAAGCUUGCUCUCGCCAAGGUGGCGCUAUCUAUGGGCCUCUGUGCCGUUCAUCCACCUAGAUUACAAGGACUUUGUGAAUGGUGGUGAUGAUCUAAAGAAGAGAAAAUUUGAUCAGAACAGGCUGCAGAAGUUUGGGGACCAGUUGCUACUCUUGCGUGAUGGCACUCCGCCCCUGGAUGAAGCUCGGAUCUUCAUCAGAAGUGGUCCAAUUGCUGAGAAAUGUUGUACGUGGAUUCGUCAUGCCAUCAGGCAUAAAGCUCGUCUGCUUCAUGUUUAUGGUCUCUCCAUUGGAGAAGAAAUAUUUUUCGAUAAUAGAUUGAUGAUUCCUUCUCAGCACCUGAAAAGAAUCAGGCUCCAAAUGGUCACUUUGGAUAGCAUAUCCUUUAGGAUGCUAAAUUUUGACUUCCCUGCGCUUGAACAUUUAGAGCUGCAAGAUUGCAAUGUCUGGCCCAUGCAGAAGAUCUCAUCGAGGUCACUCAAGACUAUACACAUAUCCCGCUGCGAUUUCGAGGAAGGUCACGAGAUUUGUGCUCCGAAUCUAAACCAUCUGUCUAUCCUCGACUCAUCAUUUGGAGGUAUCCUUGUAACUAGGGAUCUGCAUUCUCUAGUUGCAGUUUCAAUAUGUCUAGGCAAUCAAGAUAAAAUAUUGGAUCACCGUGUAUUUGAUGGCCUAUCACAAGUCACAACCUUGAAGUUGCAUGCACCAUUACCUGAGCCCACACUCGAGAGGAGUUUGCAAACAUGCCCGGUGUUCAGCAACCUUUCAAGCCUGGUGCUGGGUGAAUGGUGCAUGGCUUCCGACUUUGCUCCACUACUUCUCAUUCUCCGCCGCUCGCCUAAACUAAAGUAUCUGACCCUUAAGCUCGGCACGGAGCAGCGUGGAGAAUGCAAGGCUGCUGUCUGUAAUCCGUCACCAAGGGAGCAAUCAUCUUCGGGCGGUUAUCCUAGCAUCGAGAGGGCCGUGAUCUACUGCGGCAGAGAUGAUCCGGGGGUGAGCGCACUGGUGAAGGUGCUGCUGCCGAUCGUCAUCCCACGCGGGGAGAUCAGCAUCAAAGGUCACUAG
Messenger RNA from Triticum turgidum subsp. durum (durum wheat), 1197 nucleotides. The record is from the annotation of a GenBank genome assembly. NCBI's taxonomy places the organism in Eukaryota, Viridiplantae, Streptophyta, Magnoliopsida, Poales, Poaceae.